Messenger RNA from Microthlaspi erraticum, 1956 nucleotides. The record is from the annotation of a GenBank genome assembly. Lineage: Eukaryota; Viridiplantae; Streptophyta; Magnoliopsida; Brassicales; Brassicaceae.
AUGCGAGCACAGCAGAAAAAGACUCAGGAACAGGUCGAUUCGAAAGUUCAUCGCGCCACCAGCUCAGCUCCGGAAUUGACGAAAGCACUCGCCGACACCCGAAGAAGCCCGCUCACCCGCAGGCUCCGCCAGAUUGAGCUACACGAAAGAGUUCGACUCAAAAUCGACUCUUACACCGGCGAAGAAGACCCCAAGAAGUGGCUAACCGCGUUCAACCUCGCCAUGAGGAGGGAGAAAUACAAAUCUUACGAUGAAAGGGAGGCCAACUACUGUCAAGUAUUCGUCGAGCACAUGGCGAAAGAUGCCUUGACCUGGUUCUCUAACCUCCCCGCCGAGUCGAUCGAUAACUUCGACGACCUAACCAAUGCUUUUCUGAAGCAUUACUCCAUGCACAUGACCCGAAUCACUCGGAACAUGUUCACCACAACGCAAACCCAAGGCGAACCAUUGCGCAGCUUUAUGGAAAGGUUCAAACAAGCAGCUCGCGACACUGGCGACAUGCCCGAUAGCGUCCCGCUGGAAGCACUCCGCAACGGCCUCUGGUACGACUCCAAGUUUAAGGAGGAUUUGUCACUAAAACCCCCUGCGACUCUGGAGGACGCGUUCCACCGCUCUCGGAACUACAUCUUCCUCGAGGAAGACCAGCGCUUCUACGCCGAGAAACAUGGAGAUAGGAGGGCAACCUCAUCACUCCUAACGGCGUUCGCAGCAGCCGACAACGAGCCCGAGCAGGAACCGCAUCACAUCAAGAAACGGGCAACAGAUGUCGCGACGCCCGAUCUCGACGACUCUGACACGUUUUGCCGCCUCCACGGAACCGGUGACCACUCUACAAGAAACUGCCGACGCCUAACUCGCGAUCUCCUUCGGAGAUACCAGCACGGGGAGCUACCACCGAUAAAAGGGGACCGCUCUCGUCACAGACGAAAGCCGGCGCAACCCGUAAUCCCGGAAAACACGCCGGAUGACGUAACGAACUACUCCGACGAAUCAGGGCAAGAGAUUAACAUGAUAAUGAGCAACCCCAUCCAUCGCGAUUCCAUCUCGACGAUCACGGAGCAUGAAUACGCAGCGGUGGAGCACGAUCGCAACCCGACCCGCGAAGAAAUCCCCACUAUCAUCUUCACGGAUCAAGAUACGGCGGGGCUGGAUACCCCUCACGUCGACCCACUCGUGGUCAGCUUGCACAUCAGUGACUCCAGCGUAGCAAGAAUCCUGAUCGAUACCGGGAGCACGGUGAAUCUAAUCUACAAAGAGACCCUCAACCGCAUGGAAAUCAGCAGAGACCAGAUCAAGCGUUCGUUGUACUCCCUCACCGGGUUCACCUCCGAACACGUUUCUAGUGAAGGCACGAUCCGCCUACCUAUCCACGUCGGCGGAACAACCAAAGCCGCCAAAUUCUUCGUCAUCGAUAAACCAGCCAUUUACAACGCCAUUUUGGGCACCCCAUGGCUCCACGAGAUGAAGGCCGUCGUCUCGACCUUUCACCAAUGUGUGAAAUUCCCGGCACAAUCAGGAAUUUACACACUGAGAGGGAAUCAAGGGGCAGCAAGGUCAUGCUUCCUCUAUGAGCGACGGCUCCGCCUAGCAGCAACAUGCACCGCAAACGAGGAAAUGGAUCCACGCCUUCCAUACCACCAGAGACCAAAGCCGGCCCUCGUCGACGAGGUGAAUAUCGACGAAUCGCGUCCGGAAAGGUGCGUUGGCAUCGGUGGCGACCUCGACGAUGUGAUAAAAGAGCAACUGGUCACAUUGCUCAAACAGAACGUGCACCUUUUCGCAUGGUCAAUGGCAGAUAUGAAAGGGAUCGACCCGGCAAUCACAUCCCACGAGCUAAACGUGGACUCUACCUACAAACCCAUGAGACAGAAAAGACGCAAGCUCGGCGCCGAUAAAGCUCAAGCAGUCAAUGAAGAAGUGGAAAAUUACUUAGAGCCGGAUCGAUCACUGAAGUAA